CACACUUAUCCAAACAUAAAUAAACAUCCUACCAAAUGUGCUGUGUUGAACACAAAGGAGUUACAUAAUGUAGUAGCAAUACAUUUUCUACAAGAUAAACAAAUGUUGCGUUCACCAAAAUCCAGAAUACACGGAAUUGCAGUGGGUAUGAUAGCCAACAUUACACAAUAGUAAAUCAUAUGUUUCAAACAUACGAAAAUAGACAGGGCACUAGCGAAAAUUUUCAACAUAAAUUCAAUGGAUUGCUUACAGACACCUGGCUUAAUAGGUGUGUAUGAUGUCUAUUUACCAAUUCUUAUCCCGAUAUAAUAUUCGUUGUUCGAUUAUUUAUAUAUGAAGCAACGAAAAUAAACUGCUGAUGCAUAUGUUUUGGAGAGCGGCACUCUGCAGAUGGACACCGAUGAGCCAAAUAUUGUUGACGAGCUGGAGCAAUGGCUAGAGAGUGAGCUGCUAGAAGAUGAUGGGAGCGUUACUGUCCCAUCGUAUAUACAGGUCCCAUUUAAGAUACAUUGGAUAGCUAGUGAUGGAUCUAAUGUGGUGGCCAACCAGAUAUUGGCCACCCUUUCUUCUACACAACUUCAUGAAACCGCUGAUGCACAGCUGUCUACGUCCGUUGAUUGUGAAACCACGAAUACUGAGACAAUUAUUGGUUCCGAUGUAACCAUUGAAAAUCUAAAUACCAGUGAUGAAACAUCGGUUGAAUCAAGUGAUAGUGAUACAAAAAUUGAUGAUGCUCAUUUUACUCUCCCUUCAAAGGAUGUUUCUGGAGUCUCUUCUCUAAAAUACCAAGAUUCCAUUUCACCGUCAGAUCGGCCAUCUCGGAAGCCUUCCCUCUUAUAUUCUUCUAGGCAUGGUAUUCUUAGGCACCAGGUGCCCACGGAUACAAUUAUUGCGGAUGCUUCAACCAUCCUGGCUAUAGUGGAGAGUAUCCGUUGUUCUCACAGCGUUAUCAUCCACGGUAUGUGCGUGAAUUGCUGUGAAGUUAUUGAGGAUGGUGAUGGGAAACGUCCAACUGAAGCUCAAGAGGAACUUUCUAAGAGACGGGCAUCAAAAAAUCAUUUAGUUGACGCUAAUAUGGUUAUUCCUGGUUUCAUAACUAAUGACAAUGCUGUACGUCUUGAUCCAAAGAUUUGUACGGAAAUGGAAUUGCUUGAACUUUUGCGUCUUCUCAAGAAACGGAAAUUAUGCCUUGUUCUAGACUUGGACAAUACACUCAUCCAUUCAUCAUGUAGCAAGGUACCUGAUGAUAUAGACAUACCUGUGAUCGACAUGUAUUCAAAUUCUGAGGGAUGGAAGAUAACCUACCACAACGAGGAAGAUAAUCUUAUGUAUGAAUCCAAGCUUGAAAGUUCGGUUUUGAUGACCAGGACGUUGAACGAAAUGGAUGGUAGUUUAUUUGUGAACUACUACAAGCUAAGGCCUGGUGUCUAUGAUUUUUUAAGGCGUUCUGCGGAAUUGUAUGAACUAUAUUUAUUUACAAUGGGUACGCGAGCACAUGCUAACGCAGCUUUAAAGAUUCUGGACCCCGAUGGAAAGUACUUCGGUGCUCGUGUAUUUAGUCGGUCGGAGACUAACAAUUGCUUCAAGUCACUUUGUCGCAUUUUCCCCAAAUAUCGCAACCACCUUUUAAUUUUGGACGAUUCGGAGAAUAUUUGGCUUGACGCUCCCGGAUUGAUUAAGGUAUACCCUUACUAUUUUUUUACUGAUAUGAGUGUAAUAAAGAACCGGGACGCUCGGAAUUUAGGCAGGGUAGCCGCCGCUUUGCAGGCACACUGUAACUAUUCUAAUUAUAUUUGGCAUUCUGUAAUCAUGGAAAUAUGGAAUGAAAAUGAAAUAGCUGUUACACCAUUACGUGACAAGGAGGGGUUUACCGUUCCUAUGACUUUGUCCAUUCCCGGCAAACAAAUUCCUACGUUCAAGUACAACCACCUUCUCAUCGCCAAUGAGCGACCUAAGGAUAUAUUUAUUGUGGAUGAGGCCAAUGCAAGCUGUCCAAAAGAGGUUAACCAUUCAAAUGAGUCAACAAAGGACCAUCAAACUGUAACUGAUAAAGACCAGGAUGUUUCUGAUAAGUUGACUGCGGGCAGUCCAUUAUUAGGUGGCAGCAUGGCUUUAAAAACACCAGGUAUAACUACAGACCUUCAAACGACUAGUAGUGGUGAAAAAGUGGUUGAGGCACCUAAGAAGGAAAAGGUGGAUUCUAGUGAAGAAACUAAAAAAUCAGAUAUUCUGCCUAGUGGCACUAUUCCAAAUAAAUUUGCACGUCAAAUUGGAAAGAUCUAUGUAAAGGACAACGACGCCCAGCUAGUAUAUAUGACACGAUUAUUAUGCGAGAUGCACCAACAGUUUUUCAAUGAAUUGGACACAGCAGUUUUGGAUAUCUCUAAACUCAAGAGCCUAAUUGACGCGCAACUUCUACCAGACGUCGGCACUUUAUUAGGCAGGCAUCGCGAGAAGUUGUUGCGAGGCGUUGUGCUGCAUGUUAACCGUGAUGAAUUCAGGUGUCUGAAGACCAGAGAGGCGGUUGAUUUCUUUGCAAAGACGGACCUAGGAAACACUUGUCGGAGAUUUGGUGUAAAAAAGCCCACAUCCGAACGUACGGUCACGCACUACUUAACUAAUAAUGGUACAUCAAUCGUACUGGGAGAAAAUACAAAAAAGGUCCACAGCCAGUGGAUAGAGGCAUGUAUAUAUACAUGGACAUUUGUUCCUGAGUCAGGUUUUGACCCUAGUUCAUGGAAGGAGCCAUUCCGUAACUUUUGGGAUGCGCUGCAGGCGCAACAAUUGAAUAAUGUCAAGAAGCCAUAUUAG
Messenger RNA from Babesia bovis T2Bo, 2811 nucleotides. RefSeq names its product NLI interacting factor-like phosphatase family protein. The record is from RefSeq and is a predicted model, not a curated record. Gene Ontology annotation, molecular function: RNA polymerase II CTD heptapeptide repeat phosphatase activity. Lineage: Eukaryota; Apicomplexa; Aconoidasida; Piroplasmida; Babesiidae. The transcript has 2 exons. The coding region runs from base 391 to 2811 and encodes 806 amino acids.